Messenger RNA from Eruca vesicaria subsp. sativa (arugula), 1740 nucleotides. The record is from the annotation of a GenBank genome assembly. NCBI's taxonomy places the organism in Eukaryota, Viridiplantae, Streptophyta, Magnoliopsida, Brassicales, Brassicaceae.
AUGGAUAGGGGAUAUCGUUUUUUCAUCAUCCUUUCAACAAUCUCAUUGUUUGCAGAGACAAUUGAUUCUCAAACACUAGAUCGUCAUAGUUUUCCUGAUGGUUUCAUUUUUGGAACGGCUGGUUCUGCAUAUCAGUACGAAGGAGCAACAGAUGAAGGUGGAAAGUCUCCAACUGUAUGGGACCACUUCAGCCACACUUACCCAGAGAGGACCAAAAUGCAUAACGCAGAUGUAACGAUUGAUUUUUAUCACCGCUAUAAGGAUGACAUCAAAUUGAUGAAGGAACUAAACAUGGACGCUUUCAGAUUUUCAAUCUCGUGGGCCAGAUUAAUUCCCAGUGGAAAGCUAAAGGAUGGAGUGAACAAAGAAGGUGUAAAAUUCUACAAUGAUCUUAUCGACGAACUUCUUGCUAAUGACAUACAACCUUCAAUGACACUAUAUCACUGGGACCAUCCACAAUCUUUGGAGGACGAAUAUGGUGGCUUUUUAAGCCCUAAAAUUGUAGAAGAUUUUCGAGAUUUUGCAAAAGUUUGUUUCGAAGAGUUUGGAGAUAAAGUUAAGAUGUGGACAACGAUCAAUGAACCAUACAUAAUGACUAUUGCGGGUUACGAUCACGGUAACAAGGCGGCUGGACGAUGCUCGAAAUGGGUAAACGAAAAGUGUCAAGCUGGUGAUUCGAGUACUGAGCCUUACAUUGUUUCGCACAACCUUCUUCUAGCUCAUGCUGCUGCUGUAGAUGAAUUCAGAAAAUGCAAAAGAACUUCAGAUGAUGGUCAAAUUGGUAUAGUUUUGUCACCAAGAUGGUUCGAGCCUUAUCAUUCCGACUCCACCGAUGAUAAAGAAGCAGUUAAACGAACUCUUGCUUUUGAAAUUGGAUGGCAUCUUGAUCCAGUGAUAUACGGAGAUUAUCCAGAGAUAGUGAAAAAAUAUGCAGGAAAAAAGUUGCCUUCAUUUACCGUGGAACAAUCAAACAUGUUGAAAAAUUCAUCAGAUUUUGUCGGAAUAAAUUACUAUACAGCGCGUUUCGCUAGCCACCUUCAUCACAUCGACCCAACAAAGCCUCGGUUCAAGACUGAUCAUUACGUCGAAUGGACAGUGACUAAUCACAGUGGCCACAUCAUCGGACCUGGGGAUGACAGAGUCAAAAUAUUGUCAUACCCGGAAGGCUUGCGAAAAGUUUUAAACUAUGUCAAAGAUAGAUACAACAACAUGCCGGUCUACAUUAAAGAAAAUGGAAUCAACCAAAUGGACCAUGGUACAACGACAAGAGAAGAGAUUCUUAAGGACACAAUUAGGAUUGAGUAUCAUGACAAACAUUUCCAACAGCUUCACAAAGCUAUAGUGGAAGAUGGGUGUGACGUAAGAGGAUAUUAUGCAUGGUCAUUGAUGGACAACUUUGAAUGGGAGCAAGGAUACACUGUUAGAUUUGGUCUUUACUAUGUUGACUUUGUCAAUGGUCUCAAACGUUAUCCAAAAGACUCGGUCAAAUGGUUUAAGCGGUUCCUUGAUAGAUCAACUGGAGAGACAAAAGAAGAGCAAGUGAAGGAGGAGUCACUUGCCGAUGGGAAUAAGACUCUGCAUGAGCAAGUAGGUUUUGAAGAAUCAGUGGAUUUUUUUGUAUCUUUCAUGGCGGCGAACCAAUCUAAAAGAGAUGAAGAGCAAAAUCGAUGCUCGUAUGAUUCUCCUUAUAGCCGUUUUGGUGUUUUGAAGGAAACAAAGGAUUCAUCAUCAUUUUAUUGA